CAUAGCCAUCAUCUUCAUCACCUCCCCCUAAAUGACAAGGCACCAGCUCUCUCUUGACCGUCGAAUCCAAUCCCUCUUCCCGGUUGCGUUGGCUUCUCUGCUUGUCCUUGGGACUGCACGACUAGUCCUCGACGCCUUGAAGAGCAAUGACAGCUUUGUCUUUCAGCUAUAUGGCAGGCCAAGAGGUCAACAACAGAGACCGGCAGUUGUUGUUUCCCCUGAGGACCGGAUUGAUGAAAGUUGCAAUGUCUUUGAAGGGAAAUGGGUGUGGGACAAUGUGUCCCAUCCUCACUAUACAGAAGAGAGCUGUCCUUACUUGGUAAAACAAGUUACCUGCCAAAGAAAUGGUAGGCCUGAUUCUUACUAUAAGAAUUGGAGGUGGCAACCUAAUGACUGCAACCUCCCAAGGUUUGAUCCAUUGAAGCUAAUGCAGAUUUUGAGGGGUAAAAGGCUGAUGUUUGUUGGAGACUCUGUACAGAGAGGGCAGUUUGAAUCCCUAGUCUGUAUGGUUCAAUCUAUAAUUCCUCAAGGAAAGAAAUCUCUCCAAAGGGUCCCUCCCAGAAAGAUCUUCAAAGUUGAGGAGUUUGAUGCAUCCAUUGAAUACUACUGGGCUCCAUUUAUUGUGGAGUCGAUUUCGGACCAUGCAACAAAACAUACUGUACUGAAACGGCUGGUGAAGCUAGACUCCAUAGCUAAGCACGGAAAACACUGGGAAGGAGUAGAUAUCUUGGUGUUCGAGAGCUAUGUAUGGUGGAUGCACAAGCCUACCAUCAAUGCUACAUAUGGAUCUCCUGAUGUCCAAGAAUAUAACGUCACUACAGCAUACAGACUGGCCUUACAAACUUGGGCAGAAUGGUUGGAAUCCAGCAUCAACCCUGAGAGACAAAAGGUCUUCUUCAUGAGUAUGUCUCCAACGCAUUUAUGGAGUUGGGAAUGGAAGGCUGGAAGUGAUGAGAACUGCUUCAACGAGUCUUACCCAAUUCAAGGUUCAUAUUGGGGUACCGGUUCAAACAUGGAAAUCAUGGAAAUGAUACACGACCAAAUACAGGAUUUGAAAGUGAAGGUAACAUUGUUGAAUAUUACCCAGUUGUCAGAGUACCGAAAAGACGCACAUACAUCAGUAUAUGGGGAACGCAAGGGGAAGCUCUUGACAAAGGAACAAAGAUCUGAUCCUAAAAAUUUUGCUGAUUGCAUUCACUGGUGCCUACCUGGGGUUCCUGAUACAUGGAAUGAGAUUUUGUAUGCACAUUUGUUAAAGAGCCAUCAAAAUCUUUUGUAAGUUGAAUUUAACAGUUGAGCCUUGGAUAAAAUCUACGAGAGGUACAUUUGUACGUUAAUAUUGAGGAUCAAUAGUGCAGCAUUUUGCGAGGAAGAAGAAAAGGAAGUGACACCUGCAACGGAACUUGUAUUUAAUUUAACACUUGUGGUCUUCUUUUUCUUUUCUUCAACCGAAAAACAACUUUAUUUUGGUGACCAUAGACGUAUAAAAUCCGUAA
Molecule: messenger RNA, 1496 nt
Organism: Prunus mume (Japanese apricot)
Lineage: Eukaryota; Viridiplantae; Streptophyta; Magnoliopsida; Rosales; Rosaceae
Gene: TBL31
Product: trichome birefringence-like protein (DUF828)
Cellular component (GO): Golgi apparatus
Molecular function (GO): O-acetyltransferase activity
Source: RefSeq, a predicted model, not a curated record